This is a messenger RNA of Eufriesea mexicana, 4181 nucleotides long. Its product is annotated as phosphatidylcholine:ceramide cholinephosphotransferase 2. Gene Ontology annotation, biological process: ceramide biosynthetic process; sphingomyelin biosynthetic process. Gene Ontology annotation, molecular function: ceramide cholinephosphotransferase activity; sphingomyelin synthase activity. Gene Ontology annotation, cellular component: endoplasmic reticulum membrane; plasma membrane; Golgi membrane. Lineage: Eukaryota; Metazoa; Arthropoda; Insecta; Hymenoptera; Apidae. The record is from RefSeq and is a predicted model, not a curated record.
AUGCUGAAUCGCUUUAUGCCGUGCAGCCAGCCCGAUUGGACUCGAUCGAAUCGUUCAACGAGCGAUCCACGUGCCCCAAUUGCUUCGAAGGAUGAUGAACGUGAUCGUGGAACGGCAUUUGAUGGAACGAAUCGAAUUAGUCUGUUUUGCCCCAUGGACGUUCGUGAGAAAGAAGCUGCGGGUGGAAGUAAGGGGUUGCAGGCUGAUAGAGAAAAUGAAUCGACGGUGCAAUCGAAAAGUUAUUCGAUGAGGUGUGCACACGACGUCCGACUAGGCAUCGAGCUCGAUGUUCGAAGGAUGGUAUUGGACCCCAAGGUCACGAGUCUGCAUAGUGAUUACGGAAGCUUCGAUCGACCAUUGGGCGCCGGAGAGGGCCACGAGAGGGACGUCGAGGCGGCGGUUGAUGGAAGUAGCAACGGGAUGGCACAGUCGAGCGACGUUUACCAACGGCAGCCGUUAUUACCUGGUGCACCGACCAAGGGCAAGGAUAAGUGGUCCGGGGUGGCAUCCAGCUCCGACUAUUACGUGGACGACGAGGACGAGAAAAUCGACAGUCUCGGUCGGCAUCCUGGCAUACCAAAUGGCUCCGGGAAUGGUGUCGUUAAGCUCGACAUACCCGCGCCACUUCGGGAAGAACCUCGUUUCCCCAAAGAGAAGUGGAAAACGUUUAUUGCAUUUUUAUUUAUGGUCGUGAAUUUCAUACUAACCACCGCGUCCCUCGCGAUGGUGCACGAACGGGUCCCGGAUCGAAAUAUAUACAAACCGCUUCCGGAUAUAGUGUUGGACCACGUUGCCGCUGAGGACUGGGCCCUAAACGUGUCGGAAGUUUUGAUUAUGAUAAUGUCCAACUCAGCGAUGGUUUUUAUUAUUUUUCAUAAGCAUAGGUUUAUCGUUGUUAGGCGAAUAUUUCUUUUGAUGGGACUGUUGUACAUGAUGAGGAGUAUUACAAUGUACGUGACGGUACUGCCUGUUGCCAGCAAAACGUAUUUUUGCAGUCCGAAAGCGAACAAUACCAGUGCGCUAUUGGUUACGAAAAGGGUUUUGCAGCUCAUUUCUGGCUUCGGCUUGUCUAUAAACGGCAAGCACACUUACUGCGGGGAUUACAUUUACAGCGGUCAUACAGUCGUGCUUGUACUUAGUUACCUGAUUAUCAAGGAGUAUUCUCCGAGAAGGUGUCAACCAAUUCAUUGGCUGGCGGGCAUUGCUGUCCUUGUUGGGGUAAUUAUGGUCUUGAUCGCUCACGGACAUUACACUGUGGAUGUCCUCAUAGCAUACUAUGUAACUACACGCUUAUGGUAUAUCUAUCAUACGUUAGCUAAUAAUUCGCAUCUUAAGCAAUAUGAACCAAACAACUUUUUGGCCCGACUCUGGUGGUUUCCUAUUUUUAAAUAUUUCGAGAAAAACGUGGGCGGCACGGUGCCACGACAAUACGACUGGCCUUUACCCUGGCCUCGACGAUUCCUUGCCAAGCACCCUAAUCGGGACAGUUAAUGUCUGUCUUUGAUUUCACGAUAGAGGCUGUCAAACAACGGAGUUACUUUGUUGUAAUUUGUAUAUAUAUAAACAUAUAUGUAUACGUACUUAGGCUUAUAAAAAUGUGAAGAUAAAGCUUUACUAGAAAGUGGUGCGGGAGAUGUGUGUGCAAGUUUUCGUUAUUGUUGAUAAGUACAUCCAGUCUCGAGAUUUGGCGAAAACUUGAGGUGUUCACUUCCUUAAGAAAAAAGAUAUAAAACGAAAAAAAAAAAAAAACAGCGACAAAGAAAAAAAAACUGUAAAACAUGAACGAUAGUGAAAACAGCUUGUACCGUCAUGUUCGUUAUCGUCCAAUCACGGAACCUAUUUUUUUCUUGAUUUUGAUACGACUUAUAUAUACAAGGUAAGAGGCUAGAUAAACGAUAGCUUGAGAUAUUUAGUCUCACGAUGAAUUCAUGUAGAGGGAGGUAUUCAAGAGUUACCAACAAAUUAGUGUAUAAAAUAAAAUGCUAGAUAUCUCUAUUUUCAGAUACUCCGAAUGUGAAAUACUUAGAUGUAAAAAAAAAAAAAAAGAGAGAAAUUACGCUGCACUGUAAUUCGGUCGAGCGUAAUGGUAAUGCGAAACUGUCUUGUUGAACGUAGCAUUAACAAGCAAGAAGCGAUUUCUUUUAUAAACUUUCUCGUUUGAACAACGAUACGUAUAUUGAAAAUUUAAACAAACAUCGUUUCAAUAAGAAAAAAGGAAAAAUAAAAAAAAAAACAAAAUACAAAGAAAAAGAUGAGAAAAAUAAAAAAAUUUUGUUUGCCGCGAGACCUUCCUCUGGCUAAUCUGUACGAAACGCGUUUUAAUCUUUCGACUUCCAAACAACCAAGACGAUGUUCUUUAUACUUACUAAAUGGCGGCAUGCCUUAUUCCGAUGAAAGUUAACCGAAUGAAUCGCGAUUUUCGAAUUUUUAAAUCGGUCAAUUAUAUCGUUUGUUUCCUAUUUUAUAGGUUUUUCGUGACGUAGAGCUUUCCCUCGAAAUUGGAACAUUUUUUAAAAUAAGAAUUUUUUAUCGCAGAAAUGGUUAGUGAAGAAUUGGCAUAGUUUUAAAAUUUAAUCGAUGAUCGUGCAAUUUCGUGGGACCAAGUACAGACAACAGUCGGAAAUAUACUACUUUUCGAAUAGCGACCGAGAAUAAUUUUCUUUUGUAAUGACAAUAGAAGUUGCGCAUAACCGGGACAGGAUACAAAGCAGUUUUCGAAUGUUCAGGUUUUUGCUCUAUUUUUUAGACCAUAAUUUUCAGCGUUGUCAUCGACGUGUUUGCAUCGCAAUGUGUUCCCUUCGAAAUCCAUAAAAUUUCUUGUCUACGAUCACGCGAUCGAAAGCCAAGUGUAUUACGUGUGCAUGCCAAUGAAAUUCGUAAUUCCUCGGAAUAAGGUCGCUUUAUGAUCUACACACACCAGAUGUUGUCACGCAUACGUGAGGAUGGAAAUGUCAAAUCGUGCAAAGAAAACUUAUAUUGUCACUAACGAACUUUCGACAAGAAGUCUAACAAAAUGAAAUCUGGCAAACAUGGUUUCCAGCGAUUUGUCCUUUGUAUGAUUUCAUUCUGUUCACGAUCUUCUGCCAUCUCACAAAUUCGCAACAAUUCUUGCCCCGCUCUCUUCGUUGGAGCAUUCUUCAGUUUCAUCGUCAAUUUUCUUCUAGUUAUUAGCACAAAAGCGCUUGGAAUCUCUACGUUAAGCGUGCGAAGAUACGAAGUACGUUCUAGCGAAUCUCAAUUAUCUAAUCAGGGUGUGAUAAGUAAUUAAACGAUGAAAGAAGGAUGCGAUAUUAUUCCUCUUUGCGAUCGAAAGCAUUGAAGUUGAUGAUACUUGCGAAGUCUGUGAAUAGUUUAAGUGACAUUGCCGGCGAUUUGUUGUUUUCUGCAUGCAUGAUUUAUUGUUAAUGCCCGUGCAAAGUUCUCGUUAUUCGUUGUACAAAUUGUCCACGUUUACGUAACGUUAGUUUUCAAGUGGAUGCGAAUAACCACACGUGCGGCCGAUGAUCCUGUUUCUCGUUUCAAAAACACGUUUUUGUUUCGAUACAUACGCGGUCGAACGAAUUUGACGGUUGACCGACGAGAAGGAAAAAAAAGAAAAAAAGAAGAAGAGAAAAAGAAGAAUAAGAAAAGAGACAUUUACGACGAAGCGAAGAAAGAAUGGUGGAAGCGAGGCAAAUCGAAUGGAAUCCAUUGGCCCUUAUUACGUGUAAUUAAGUCUCUUUCCGUCUGUGAUGAUAAACGAAAAAACAAGUGUCGUCGUUGUGCGAGUUUCUCGGUCGUGGAACGAGGCAAAUUCGUAAAACGAUACGGUAUGGCGUGCCCAUUACAGCCAUUGAUAUUUCUUCUUAACCCCCUGUGGUUCAUCAGCAUUAUCUAAAUUAAGCAUAUAAAACGCUGCAAUUUACAUCCAGUAUUUAACCAGCAUUUUAAUAAUCGGUCAAACGGUACAGAUAUUCGUUUCAGCGCUUCUUGAAAGAUAUAACGAGUAAAUUAAACGAUCAAUUAAUCGAUAACAAUGGCGCACAUUGAACCAUGGGGGGUUAAAACGCUCGUAUAGAUGCGUGUAUGGGAUACACAUAUAUAUUUUAAUAAGAUUAAAUGUGGUUCGUAGCGAUAUUGUUAAGUGACGCAACAUUCGACGGAGUUAAUUAAACGAGAGAAAAAAACAGAAAAAAAAAAAA